AUGUCCCUCCCAUUGACGGCUACCCUCUUCUACAAAUCCGCCUACCCAGGCGUAAUAUCCGCCUUCUCCUCGCUGCCCCGUCCGCAACCCCUCGAUGUAGCCUACUGCGCUCGUGCUCACUUGGCCCUCACGCCUCCUUCCAUCUCUUCGGCCCUCUCCCUCGUCCAGCAGCACAGCGACUCGCUCGGUCCCACAUCCUCCAAGGCAUUGCAAGCAUUCGCGCGUGUGGUUGAGGCAACCUCAGCUGCUGCUGGUGGAGAUGGAGAAGAGGUAGACUUGAGCACUCAAGUGUCGGCACUCGCGGAUCUGCAUGCCGAGGGGGAGGAGAGGGAGCAUUACGAUGGCGAGAUGGAGCUGCUCGAGUGUCUGUUGGCGACGACACAGUGGCUUGAUCAGGAUCCAUUAGGGGCAUUGGAGACGUUGAAGAUGGGGACAUGCACGCAGAGGAACUUGGGCUCCCUCUCCCUCGGAAUUCACCUCCUCCUCCUGAACCAUCGCCUCGAUCUUGCCACAAAAGAGUAUGAAGCUGCUCGCUCAUGGGCAGACGACUCCCUCGUCAUUCAGCUAAUCGAGGCAUCCCUCGGCCUCUACUCUGGCGGCCGUGCGGCCCAACAAGCCUACUACGUGUACGACGAGUUCGCUAGCCCCUCGGCCACGUCGGAAGAUGGCAAGCAGGGUAGGGCGGCAGCUAUGAAGCUGGGAAGGGGGGUGGCUUUGAUGAAGCGCGGGGAGUGGGGCAAGGCUGAGGAGGGAUUGAGGGAGGCGGGGACUGGCUUGCAGCAGGCUGGGGAUGGACAGGGAACAGGGCCCAUCGAGAGGGAUAUCCAGGCGAAUCUGGCCGUGGCGGCGUUGCAUCUCAACCCGGCGUCCAAGUUGGAGAAUGCCGGGCAGGAGCACCUCGACCGUCUCGCGACCCCCGCACCCCCACACCAGCUGCACACCUCCCUCGCAGAGAUGAGCCGACGAUUCGACGGUCUCGUUGCAAGCCGAGCAGUCGUAGCAGCGAGUGGCGACGCCUAG
Molecule: messenger RNA, 1020 nt
Organism: Jaminaea rosea
Lineage: Eukaryota; Fungi; Basidiomycota; Exobasidiomycetes; Microstromatales
Exons: 3
Coding region: 1-1020 (339 amino acids)
Biological process (GO): intra-Golgi vesicle-mediated transport; retrograde vesicle-mediated transport, Golgi to endoplasmic reticulum; endoplasmic reticulum to Golgi vesicle-mediated transport
Cellular component (GO): COPI vesicle coat
Molecular function (GO): structural molecule activity; protein binding
Source: RefSeq, a predicted model, not a curated record